CGUUUCUUUGGGUUUGGAUAAUUAAAAAUUCUCCUUGCCGGGUACAUAAAACUAGUUCAAUAUUUUGUUACAGCUUCCGAAGUUCAUUCUAAGAGCAGAGAUUAGGAGCGGAGAAAGGAAGAACUUUUAGCAGAGAAAAAUGAUCUGUACAUCAUCUCUCCAACCCAGUCUCAUCUCUUCGUUCUUUGGGGUACGUUUCAUUCAACCUGUACAGCCUCUUCACCGAAUGUUCGGCUAUAACCCCGGAUCUAAACAUGUAUUGAUGCGGUUAUCAAGAAGCCUUUCUGGCUUAACUGAUCUUCUAUUCAAUAAGAGAAACCAGGUUGACUCAGUGAACAGUAAACAAAAACGUCUACGCCCUGGAAAAAUAUCUCCUCGUCGACCAGUUCCAGAUCAUAUACCAAGGCCUCCAUAUGUUAAUUCACGACAACCACCUGGAAUUUCAAGUGGUUCUGAAGUUCAUGAUGAGAAGGGAAUAGAGUGCAUGAGAGCUUCUGGUAGGCUUGCAGCACAAGUCUUGGAGUAUGCUGGAACUUUAGUCAAGCCAGGUGUAAAAACAGAUGAAAUUGAUCAAGCAGUUCACCAAAUGAUUAUUGAUAAUGGAGCAUACCCUUCACCUCUUGGCUAUGGUGGUUUUCCAAAGAGCGUGUGUACAUCAGUUAACGAAUGUAUUUGCCAUGGGAUACCAGACUCACGUGUCCUUGAGGAUGGUGAUAUAAUCAAUAUUGAUGUCACUGUUUAUUUGAAUGGUUUUCAUGGUGAUACGUCAGCAACUUUUCUCUGUGGAGAUGUCGGUGAAGAAGCCAAAAACCUAGUUCAGGUAACAAAGGAAUGUCUGUAUAAGGCCAUAGCAGUUUGUGCACCAGGAGUGGAGUUCAAGAAAAUUGGCAAAACAAUACAUGAUCAUGCAGACAAAUAUCGUUAUGGUGUUGUCCGACAAUUUGUUGGCCACGGGGUGGGACGAGUUUUUCAUGCAGAUCCAGUUAUUCUACACUUUAGAAACAAUGAAGGAGGGCGCAUGGUCUUGGGGCAGACAUUCACUAUUGAGCCAAUGCUGACAAUUGGUAGCAGUAACCCAGUUAUGUGGGAUGAUGACUGGACAGUCGUUACAGAAGAUGGAAGUCUUUCUGCACAAUUUGAGCACACCUUACUGGUUACGGAGGAUGGAGCUGAGAUACUAACACAAUGUUAAAAUGGUGUACGAUCAAGAAAGAGUGAAAACCUGCAAUAGUCCGACCAUUAUUUGGGCUUUUCUUUGUCUGUAUUCU
Messenger RNA from Telopea speciosissima, 1268 nucleotides. RefSeq names its product methionine aminopeptidase 1D, chloroplastic/mitochondrial. Lineage: Eukaryota; Viridiplantae; Streptophyta; Magnoliopsida; Proteales; Proteaceae. Gene Ontology annotation, molecular function: metalloaminopeptidase activity. Bases 140 to 1192 code for a protein of 350 amino acids. Gene Ontology annotation, biological process: proteolysis. The transcript is spliced from 10 exons. The record is from RefSeq and is a predicted model, not a curated record.